AUGAUUUCGUCGUCAUCAACUUCAGCUCUUCAAAUCUAUCAUCAAGAGAUUUUCUCAUCAUCCAAUCGUGUUGAAUUAGCAAGUUCAGAUCAUCAGACCAGUCACACCAGCUCUCUCCUCUACAACCUGUCCGUUCUGAAAGCCAAGGUUGAUCAGGUGCAUUCACUGGUUAGCAUCCUUGUCUUUCCAGAUGGAAACCACCUGCAGCAUCAGCUCAAGAUGGUAACCGAGUCAACCUCCAUAGCCAUAGCCACCAUGGGAACUCUGCUUCAAGAAAUCAUUGCAACUGCAUCUUCAAUUAUGUUCACCUGCCAACAAAUGGGUCCUUCUGCUAUUUCAGCUGGUAACAAUAACAAUACUACCUCAAAUGAUCAUGGUCAAUUAAUCAACCACCAGGUUAGUAACAAGGCUCCUGAUGAUCAUGAAGGUGGAUUAUCAUCUCAAAUAUCAGACCAUUUUCAUCUAGGUAAAAGUAAUAAACGGGUCCAAGGCUAUUACUCUAACGAUCAUCAUGCUGAUCAUCUUCAGUGGUACAGUGGGAACAAUCUUUGUUUGGCUGACGAGGUCAAACGUUAUUUGAAAGAAGAGGAAAAUAAUUAUGAACAGUCAACAAACAAAUGCUACGACAUAAUCGAAUGUUACCCUGAUUUACUAGCAAAAUACACACAUUACUGUCAAGUUUGUGGGAAAGGAUUCAAGCGAGAUGCAAACUUGAGAAUGCACAUGAGAGCUCACGGAGAUGAGUACAAGACUACUGCAGCCUUGACCAACCCUAUGAAGCAUAUUAAUGACGUUAAUGCAGUGAAAAAGAUAUCAAUGCCCAGAAAAUACUCUUGUCCUCAACAAGGUUGCAGGUGGAACCAGAAGCAUGUCAAGUUCCAGCCAUUGAAAUCGAUAAUUUGUGUGAAGAAUCAUUACAAGAGGAGUCAUUGUCCAAAAAUGUACGUCUGCAAGAGGUGCAACAGGAAGCAGUUCUCCGUGCUGUCGGAUCUGAGGACUCAUGAGAAGCACUGUGGUGAUCUCAAAUGGCAGUGUUCUUGUGGCACCACAUUUUCCAGGAAAGAUAAGUUGAUGGGUCAUGUUGCUUUGUUUCUCGGACAUGAACCAGCUAACAUUAGUGCCCUUGCAAAGACAGGGAAAGUGGAACAGCAAGCCACCCAGAUGGAACUACAUCAAAGUUAA
Messenger RNA from Carica papaya (papaya), 1182 nucleotides. Its product is annotated as C2H2 and C2HC zinc fingers superfamily protein. The record is from RefSeq and is a predicted model, not a curated record. Gene Ontology annotation, biological process: response to acidic pH; response to aluminum ion. NCBI's taxonomy places the organism in Eukaryota, Viridiplantae, Streptophyta, Magnoliopsida, Brassicales, Caricaceae.